AUGGCCACCCACCACGCCUCACAGGACAGCUUGCAAGCCGUCACUCGAGACGAGCCAAGCAUUAGCAAACAUGAGGAGCUCGAACAGCCAACUGCAGAGGAGAAUGAACAUUGUGCAAUAGGCAAGGGAGGUGCGCCAGUGAUGCGGUCAAAGGAGGACGACCUUUCUAUAUGGCAGACGGUGAGACGAUAUAAACUCGUCUCAAUCAUGGCAAUGGCUGCGGCGUUCAGUGCCGCAUUAGAUGGUUACCAGAUCAAUCUCAAUGGUGGGCUUGUCUCCAAUGAGGGAUUCAUCCGACAGAUGGCCAAACCUGGAACAACAGUCAUCGAAGGCCAGUAUGUCUCCGCUUGGAGUGGCCUUCAGUCUUCUGGUCAGGCGGUUGGCCAAAUUCUGCUUCAGUAUGUGACGGAAUCAUACGGCCGAAAAGUGGCAUUUUACAUCAUAUGGGUCGUCUUUGUAGUGAGCAUAUUUGUUGAGUCCUUUGCUACCCGAUGGGAUCACUGGCUUGUGGCGAAGCUCUUCUCUGGCAUGGGAGUCGGCAUGCUGCAAUCGACAUUGCCUGUCUAUCUAUCAGAGAUCGCUCCGACCCAGUUAAGAGGAUUCUUCAUUAAUGCGUACAGCUUUUGGUUCGUGGUGGGACAAAUAUUCGCCUCGGUGGCUCUCAACCAACUUCAUGCUAAAAAUCCCUUGGACUUUCGAACGCCCAUCUAUACACAGUGGGCUAUGGUCGGAGCAACAAUUAUUAUCUUUAUAAUCAUGCCCGAAACCCCGUGGUGGCUUGUUAGUAAAGGAAAGCUUGAUAAGGCCUCCAAGAUGCUUAGGACAUAUAACGGCCGCGUUGAGGGUUACGAUGUGUCCGAACAAAUUGAUAUCAUGAGUGCCACAGUCGUAGAGGAGCGCCGGAUUGCUGAGCGAGACUCGCAGGAAGGCAUGUGGGCUGUGUUCCAGGGCCGCAAUUUCAUCCGGUUCGUUAUUGCUGGAUGGCCAAAAAUGACCCAGCAGUUUGUCGGGCUGGCAGUGUUCAACACUAAUGCUACCUAUUUCUUUCAAUAUGCGGGUAAUAAAGACCCCUUCCUGGUCACCGUCAUCCUGUCCUGUGUCCAACUCCUUUCAAUGAUCAUGACGGCCAUGCUCACCGACCAAAUUGGUCGUCGACCACUCACCGUCUAUCCAUACGCGGUCACGACUCUAUCAGUGCUAUGCCUGGGAAUAAUCGGCUGCUUUGAUUACACUCAGAAGUCUACCAGCUCGCUUUUAGUCUUUUUCGCCUGUCUCGCUACAUUCUCGACCACCGGUGCCUCGUCAAUUGGUUACGCCUACGCUGCAGAAAUUCCCCAGCAACGCCUGCGCGCUCAGACGGCAGGCUUGUCUCUUGCAGCUUCCAAUUUGAUCGCGCUCAUGUUCAGCUUUUGCACGCCCCUGAUGAUCAACGGACCCCUCACCAAAUGGGGCGUCAAGACAGGAUUCUUCUUCGCGGGAACAGGUACAGUUGCUGUUAUCGUCGCAUGGUUUAUCCUUCCCGAGGUCACACGUCGGACACCUGCCGAGAUCGAUGAGAUGUUUGAGAAGAAGGUUAAUCUUCGCAAGUUCAAGCAUUAUGUUACUGACGUUCAGACCCAUGCUGCUGAGCAACACGAGAUGGAAGCACACACGCGUACAGUAUAG
Messenger RNA from Aspergillus caelatus, 1665 nucleotides. Its product is annotated as hexose transporter. Gene Ontology annotation, biological process: transmembrane transport; carbohydrate transport. The coding region runs from base 1 to 1665 and encodes 554 amino acids. The record is from RefSeq and is a predicted model, not a curated record. Gene Ontology annotation, cellular component: membrane. Gene Ontology annotation, molecular function: carbohydrate:proton symporter activity. Lineage: Eukaryota; Fungi; Ascomycota; Eurotiomycetes; Eurotiales; Aspergillaceae. The transcript is spliced from 11 exons.